AUGGAAGCGGCUGUACGCUGGUCGCCACACUCGGUGCCUGGUCGAGAACGAUUCCUCACCGUAGACGUCACGGAUCAGAGCGUCACGCUCAAUCACAUCGACCGCAUAGGACGCCGAGAUGUGCACUACCACACAGUGGCCCGCUAUGGCAGGCUGCCCAAUUUUGGUGCCUUUGACUGGUCCAAAACGGACGAGUCCAUUAUUGCCCUAGGCCUGGUCUCGGGCAGUGCAUGCCUGGUCAAGCUUCACGACAAUGGACAGCCGUCCGAGACGGUCGCCAAUUUCAAGCUUAAGCAACAACGGAAAUGCAAUUCCAUAGCUCUAUCCUCACAGAACUGGCUAGCUGUUGCUCUGGACAAGACGCGUUCGGAUGUAUGUUUGAACAUUUUCGAUGCCAACAUCGACCCGAGCAGUCACGAUUCGAUACCCAUCCGCAGGCUAUGCCCGGCCGAGGUGGUGUCUAGCGUGAGAUUCUUCCCUGGACAGCCUCAGGAGCUUGUCGUCGCUGCGCAGCGAUCCGUGAUCAGACUAUACGAUCUCAGAGAUGGCUACUUUGGCAGCGGAAGCAACGCUCAUGUAUCUACGCGCAAUGUCAACAACAUUGCGAUCGAUCCGCUAGAUACGAACUAUUUUGCCAGUGCGGGAUCGACUGGUGAUCCGGAGCUCUCUGUCUGGGACAAGCGAUGGCUGGUGCAAAGCAGCGGUGGCAGCUCGAACAGCGGUCCAGUCUUCGAUAUGAAGCCUGCCGUGGACAAUGCUGCAAGAACAUCAAUAUGGAGCUUACGGUAUUCGGGGCAACGACGCGGACGACUUGGGAUCUGUUCCAGCCGAGGCGAGCUCAAAGUCAUUGACAUGGCAGAAAGCCGAAGCUCGGCGUUGCAGAGUUCGGACUAUCUGCCCGUGAACCCUCACGGAGGAUCGGCUUGGACAUCAAAUCGCUACGUGUCACAAACGCGAAGUAUCGAACAACCUUUUGUAGGGACAGAAGAUGCGGACCCAACCUCGAAGCUGAUCGCAUUUGACUGGGUCGUUGGCGACAGCGCACUCGACGAGCAGGCUGUCCUCGCACUCCGCCCAAGCAGGAGAGUGGAUGUCGUGUGCGUUCCUUGUUCAGUACCUCACGCUGUUAUAACGGAAGGUCGUCAUGAUCUCGGCGUUUCGUUCAUGGACGUUGCCAUCACAGAUACAGCCGAAGACUUCGGACCGUGGGAGCACAUGGUAGCAUCGACGCAUACCGAGACGGUCGAUCGCAAGGUGCAUUGUGAUCCGAGGUCGCCUCUGCUGUCACGCGUCCUUGCGCCCUCCAUCAUACAUCGAGAGAGAUGCCGCAAGGGCUAUCUCUUUGACUGCGACAAGAACUCGAAAAUUGUCGCUGGGGACUGGGCGCUCGAGCGAUUGUGGGAGAUUGUCGAGCGGUUCCAGGAGCAAGCAGCCGAUGGCGGCAUGGUCGCUGAGUCUUUAGACCUUAGUUACGUUGGUGUUGCUGCCAUCAACGCGGAGAACAUCGGAACUAAUCCCCGCCGGAAGCUGUCACCGUCGCCCGCAAAGGUCGAGGAAGCCAUUAGCGAACUGGUGGCAGCGCGACAGUUACCUUCUUUCGAUGGCGUACGUACCGAGCACGCCGAUCAUCGCCAGCUAUGCCUGGAAAUGUGCGGAUGGCGAUACACAACUGAAACGCUCUCCGAAGAAUGCCAGGAGCUGGUGGAAAAAGGUCUGUACUACCAGGCCAUCGUCCAAGCUGUCCUGCACGAACGGAAACAUGUAGCUCUGAACAUACUCAGAUCCUUGAUCCGGAAUAAGAUCGUGCCAAACAUUGGCCUUGGCCCUUUGCUGGCUUCUGAUAAUAUCAAUGAAGAGCAGCGUGAGAUGUGCCUAUGGAUGGCUGCCGAUACCGAUGAUCCCGCUCUCAAGGCACUGCUUACCUUCUUGACAACUGGCACUUGGCGCGAUGUGAUGAAGACGAAUUAUCUGCAUCUUGGCUACCGAGUGGCCCUUGGGUUGAAGUACCUCAAUGACACCGAGCUGGCUGGCUUUAUCCAAAGUGAAACGGCAAGAGCUGUCAAGAAUGGCGAUCUGGAGGGCCUUCUACUGACCGGCUUGGGCGAACAAGCAAUGGAUUUGUUGCAGACGUACGUCUCGAAGACGAACGAUCUCCAAACGGCGGUCCUCGCCACGGCUUUUACGAACCCGUUGUAUGUUGACGACGCGCGUUGGGACAUGUGGAAGGAGACAUAUUUCAACCAAAUGCAGAGCUGGCGUGCGUUCAGUGAGCGAGCCAAGUUCGUGAUCCAACACAGUCAAAUGUCGAGGAACUGGGAAGGUCAGAGUGUGCUGCCCGCGCCGACAGGGCAACUCACCCUUCGUUGCAACCACUGCCAAUCCUCCCUCAGCAGGCAUGACGGACGCUCACUGGCCGACAAUACCAGAGGUCUGAAUGGGCCCAACGCCAGCGCAGGCAUCAUCUGCCCGAAGUGCGGGAGACAUAUGCCACGAUGCGGGAUCUGCAAUCUGUGGCUCGGCACUCCGGAUUCGAGUCGUCGAGGGGAAGCCAACGAGUUGAAGAAGCUGGGCGAUCUCAUGGCGAAGUUCUUGACGUUCUGUGUGAGUUGCCAGCAUGGCUUUCACGCGGACCAUGCGCGCAGCUGGUUCAAGAAGCACAGCACGUGCCCAGUUCCGGACUGCCAAUGCCUGUGCACUGCGAAGUAA
This is a messenger RNA of Zymoseptoria tritici IPO323, 2706 nucleotides long. RefSeq lists its product as uncharacterized. NCBI's taxonomy places the organism in Eukaryota, Fungi, Ascomycota, Dothideomycetes, Mycosphaerellales, Mycosphaerellaceae. The transcript has 3 exons. The record is from RefSeq and is a predicted model, not a curated record. Gene Ontology annotation, molecular function: protein binding. Gene Ontology annotation, biological process: positive regulation of TORC1 signaling. Gene Ontology annotation, cellular component: cytoplasm. The coding region runs from base 1 to 2706 and encodes 901 amino acids.